This is a messenger RNA of Siniperca chuatsi (mandarin fish), 2167 nucleotides long. RefSeq names its product F-box protein 25 (gene fbxo25). The record is from RefSeq and is a predicted model, not a curated record. The transcript is spliced from 11 exons. Gene Ontology annotation, cellular component: cytoplasm; SCF ubiquitin ligase complex; nucleus. NCBI's taxonomy places the organism in Eukaryota, Metazoa, Chordata, Actinopteri, Centrarchiformes, Sinipercidae. Gene Ontology annotation, molecular function: protein binding. Gene Ontology annotation, biological process: protein ubiquitination. The coding region runs from base 197 to 1294 and encodes 365 amino acids.
ACAUUUCGUCCAAUCAGAGAGCAGCAGGGGGCGUAGACGAAUUUCAGUGUCCGCACUGUGUUUACUUCCGUCAAUAUUUACAGCACGGCAGGCAGCGGAGACAAGGAGGAGAAGCACAGGCAAUACAAUAAAGGAGUCGCUUAAGGUGUUUGGAGUGGAAGCGACCGUCUCUGCUCACAGUCCCCCUCCAGCUAAAAUGCCUUUCUUAGGCAAGGACUGGAGGUCGCCAGGAUGGAGCUGGACCAAGACAGAGCAUGGCUGGAAGAGGAUUGUCUUCUAUGGACACGAGUUGGAAGAUAACAACAGAGAGAUAGACUUGAAAGAGCUCUGCAGUGACAACAAAGAAAAUCUGUUUGUUGGAGACUUGUGCGAGCUCGCCAUCACAAAGAGGAAAAAGGACUUCUACAACAACAACACCAAAUCUCAGUUUGUUUUCAGGGAUAAAUGGAUCUACGUGCAGAAAGGGAGCACGAAAGAACGUCAUGGAUACUGCACGCUUGGUGAAGCCCUCAACCGUCUAGACUUUUCCAGUGCCAUUCAGGACUUGAGAAGAUUCAACUACGUUGCAAAACUUUUCCAGCUAAUAGCCAGGUCUCAGCUGACCUCCUUGAGUGGAGCUGCCCAGAAAAACUAUUUCAAUAUACUGGAGAAGAUUGUACGAAAGGUUCUAGAGGACCAGUACAAUCCGCGCCUUGUCAAGGAGCUGCUGCAGGACCUGAGCUCGACACUGCACAGUCUGACUAUCCAUGUUGGCAGGUGUGUCCUCGUAGGCAACGUCAACAUCUGGUUGUGCCGACUAGAGACCAUUUUCAAAUGGCAGCAGCAGCUCAACAACCUGCAGAUCCCCAAGAAAAUGUGCGAUGGCACGUCAUUCAAUGACUUGCCAUUACACAUGCAGAACAAGAUCCUCUGCAAGUUAUCUGAUGCCUAUGACAUCAUUAACCUGGGACAGGCCACACCUACUCUGCAUUUCCUCAGUGAGAACAGGACGCUGUGGAAGAAACUCUGCCACUUUCACUUCUCAGACAAACAGUUCUGUAGGAAUUUGGUCCUAACCAAGAGCGAUAAUGUGGACUGGAAGCUGAUGUACUUCACCCUGCAGAAACAUUAUCCAAUGAAGGAGCAGUACGGCGACACCUUGCACUUCUGCAAACACUGUAGCAUCCUCUUCUGGAAGGAUCGCCACCUGGCUUUGUUAUUCAAGGACUGUGGCCAUCCAUGUACUGCCAACGACCCAGACAGCUGCCUCAUGCCCAUCUCUCCACAGCACUUUAUCGACCUCUUCAAGUUCUAAACCCUCCAUGUUAUUCUUCAAGCCAAACGUCUGAUUACCCCACCCCCACCCAAGAGUGUGUACGAGACCUUGAUGUCGAUUACCCAAAUACAAAGGGCUUCAACUGAAAGAGAUGACUUUUUUAUUUCUUCAUUUCCUUAAGCACAAAUGUUUCCAUACGACAUAGAAAAGAUUAAAUGUGUAUGUUUGUUGAUUUUAAGAAUGUUGGUGAUUGGUGAAAUAUAAAAGGAACUUUUAUGUUUUUCGUCCUUCCGCACAAAUAUUUGUCUUCUUGACAAAAAAAAGGCUAUUCCGGACAGAGAAAAAAAAUGUAAAUGUAAUAUGAAUAUGUGAAAGGAUUUAUAUGUAAAAGGAGUUGUAGCAUGUUUAUGGUAGGUAAGUGAUGAUAAGUUUGUUUUAAGUUUUUUGUUUUUUUACAUGGCAAAAGGAAAACAUUUACAAUUACAGUGCAGCAGAAUAUGAUGACUCAUGGUUUAUUUAAUGGGGUUAAACUAUUCAGAUUUUUGCUAUGUUCUGUUUUGGUGGUAUUUUCUGCAAUAACUGAAGGCAUGUCAUGUUUGAGUCUCUGUUUACAUGCUGUAUGUUGUCCUUUGUGAAUUCUUGCUGUGCUCUGUGUACAUUGGAAACGUCGACACUAAGAGAAAAUAAUGUAAAACUCCAUUAGCCGUAAAGUUUUUACAAUCUACUUUUGUCAGAACUGUCAAAUGAUAAACAGAGGAGAUGUAAAACAUUAUUUAUGGGGAAAAAAAGUUUUAUAUCCUUCCUCCAACUUUUGUAAUAUUGCUUUGCUGUUCCAAUACUCUUGAUGGUACUAUCAUGACUUUUAUGGGACAGGAACUAGCUAUACAUUAAUUAAAUAUUUCUAAAAACCUG